Ipomoea triloba (trilobed morning glory) is the source of this 2619-nucleotide messenger RNA. Its product is annotated as putative receptor protein kinase ZmPK1. The transcript has a single exon. Gene Ontology annotation, biological process: protein phosphorylation; recognition of pollen. Gene Ontology annotation, molecular function: ATP binding; protein serine/threonine kinase activity. Bases 80 to 2476 code for a protein of 798 amino acids. The record is from RefSeq and is a predicted model, not a curated record. NCBI's taxonomy places the organism in Eukaryota, Viridiplantae, Streptophyta, Magnoliopsida, Solanales, Convolvulaceae.
CCGUAAUUUUCACACUAUUUCUCUUAGCUAUUUAUACACUAAAAACUAUGAGAGUUCAUACAAAGCUUUAAACAUCAAAAUGAGUUUGCAGAUUCUAAUCGGGCUGAUCAUUCUUCUAGCUUCGCUCCAUUCAUCUUCCUCACAAACCUCCACUUUAAACAACGGUGCAUCUCUUUCUGCACCACAAGAUUUCCUCACUUCCACUCCAAACGGAAACUUCACCGCCGGCUUUUACCAAGUAGGCGAAAACGCUUAUUCCUUCGCCAUUUGGUUCAGUGAACCAUUGAUAGACGGCAAUCAAACCGUGGUAUGGAUGGCCAACAGGGACCGUCCAGUAAACGGCGUUAAAUCCAAGCUCUCACUCCUCAAAUCCGGCAACCUCGUAUUAAAUGACGCCGGUCAAACAGACGUGUGGUCCACCCAGACAACCUCGUACUCCCCUGUCCACCUUAAACUCCUCGACAACGGCAAUCUUGUUCUCCAAGACCCGACAAUUCCAAUCCCAUUGUGGCAGAGUUUCGAUUCACCGACAGACAUUCUUCUUCCUCAACAACGCAUAACCGGAACUUCAAACCUCGUCUCGGGGAGAAGCUUAACCAAUCAUUCCUCCGGCUUCUACAAACUUUUCUUCGACGCCGACAACGUUCUCCGCCUCCUCUACGACGGGUUCGGGCUUACCAGCGUUUUCUGGCCAAGCCCCUGGCUUGUAUCGUGGGAAGCCGGAAGAACAACCUAUAACAGCUCCAACACCGCCUUUCUUAACCCCUUUGGCCAUUUCUACUCCUCAGAUGACUUCAAAUUCAAUACCGCCGACCACCGCGAGUCCAUUCCGAGAAUACUGAAACUUGACAGCGAUGGUAACCUUCGAGUCUAUAGCCUUAAAAACAAGAUUUGGAAGGUUACAUGGCAGGCAAUUUCACAAACAUGUACGAUUCACGGUAUAUGUGGACUCAACAGUUUAUGCAAUUACAUAAACCACUCAGGUAGGAGGAAGUGUUCUUGUCUGCCGGGACAUAGGGCAAAGAAUAAAACGGAUUGGGCAUAUGGGUGUGAACCGGAGUUCAAUUUAAGCUGUGAUGGCAAUUCCAAUUCGACUAAUUUCGGAUUUGUGGAGCUAAAUCAUGUGGAAUUCUACGGGUACGAUUUUAAGUACAUCCCCAACAUAACCCUAGAAGAUUGCCGGCAAAAAUGCCUGGAGAAAUGUCGUUGCAGAGGUUUUGAGUACAAUUUAGAUGAUAAAGACAUAAACAAAUGUUUUCUCAAGGCUUUACUUUUCAACGGGUACCGCUCCCCGGACUUCAAGAAUCCAACGUACCUCAAAGUCCCGCAAAAAGCCCAGCAAAAAGCUGCGUUCUUGAACGAUGUUAGCAGUGAUCUCCAGUGCGAGGGAAUGAGUGAAGAUGUGGUGGUUCUGGGCAGAAAUUACAGAGAAAAAGGGCAGAAAACGUGGGUGAAAUCAUUCCUUUGGUUCACUCUCGCUGUUGGAGUGUUUGAGAUUCUGUGUCUCAUCACAUACUGGGUUAAAACCCGGAAAAGCCCCGAAGAAGCCAUGAUUGGUUACCGGAAGAUCGCAGACAGGUUUCAGAAGUUCAGUUAUGCAGAGAUGAAGAAGGCCACAGGGAGUUUCAGUGAGGAGAUUGGGCGGGGGAGCAGUGGGGUUGUGUACAAAGGAAAACUCCCAGACAACAGAAUCACCGCCAUUAAACGUCUCCACGAAGCUAAUUAUCAAGGAGAAGAAGAGUUUCUAGCGGAAAUGAGCACAAUUGGGAAGCUUAACCACAUGAAUUUGAUUGAGAUUUGGGGAUAUUGUGCAGAAGGAAAACACAGGGUUCUGGUUUAUGAGUACAUGGAGAAUGGUUCUUUAGCCAAGAACCUGGAUGGGAACAAGCUGGACUGGGAAACCAGGUAUGAAAUUGCAGUGGGAACAGCAAAGGGUUUGGCAUAUUUGCAUGAGGAGUGUUUGGAGUGGGUUUUGCAUUGUGAUGUGAAGCCACAGAACAUUCUUUUGGACUCUGAUUUCAACCCCAAAGUCAUAGACUUUGGGUUGUCCAAGUUAUUGAGAAGAGAUGCUAAUGGGGGGUCACAGUUUUCGAGGAUCAGAGGGACCAGAGGGUACAUGGCUCCUGAAUGGAUUUAUAACCUGCCCAUAACGUGCAAAGUCGACGUUUACAGUUAUGGCAUCGUGUUGCUGGAGAUGAUUACGGGGAAGAGCCCGUUCAGGUUUUGUGGCGAUGAAGAGAACAACAUGGUGGAGCAGAGAAGGCUGGUGAGUUGGGUGAGGGAGAAGAGGAAUGGUGGUUUUGAAAAUGGAGAAUGGGUUGAGGAAAUAGUGGAUGUUGGUUUGGAUGGAAAGUAUGAUUUGAAGAGAAUGGAAGUUCUUGUGGAUGUGGCUUUGAAGUGUUCAGAGGAAGAUAGAGAUGCUAGACCUACCAUGAGCCAGGUGGUCCAUAUGCUCCUUUCAGAAAAUGAAGAUUAAGAAUGUCCCGAGCAACCAGUCAAGUUGGUCAAACAGUUAAUUUAGUAACUACCAACUAAUGUGGACUACUAUUGAUUGAAUAUUUGAAUGUACCAUGGUUUCUUGUUCUUCUAGUAUGGUGUCAAUUAUAUGAUUGUUUUUAA